AUGGAUUUCAAUGGACAACAAGAAAGCGCUGGGUGGCGCUGGUCACUUCUUAUAUCAGCUAUAUUCUUGAACAUAUGUUUGCCGAGCUUAGUACUAUCCUAUGGCGUCUUGUGGGUGCACAGUUUAUCCAGUUUCGAAGGACCAGUAUGGCUUGGUCUCAUCACACCAUCCAUUUUUAUGGUUACUUAUAACCUUACACAAUGUUGGUUCAGGGAAGCUGCCGACUCUUGGGGCGGAUCUAUAGGCUAUCGAGUGAUGGCAACCAUUGGUCUCUUGUUUGUAGUCUCUGCUCUUCUUAUCUGUGCUUUCAUACCUUAUGAACUGCAGUCAUUUGUCUAUGGCAUUUCUUGCGGUUUAGGUUUCUCGCUUAUAUCAGCACAAAUGGAUGCAAUUAUAUUUGAAACCUACGAUUCUCACGUAGUAGCCGUUCGGGGGAUAUGCUAUUGCGGCCAAGCUAUUGGACUGUCAAUAUUUCCACACAUACUAACAGCGUUAAUUGAUACCUAUAGCUAUUCCCUUUCACAUAUUGUGAUAGCGGGCAUCAUGCUACAAUCGCUGGUAGCAAUCAUGUAUCUGAAAAUAGACGAAAACAUUAGACGGCCCGCGUCCUUCUCUCGAUAUAAAGACCUAUCUCAAACAUACAUGGUAUACAGAAAUGAAGCAAUGGAAAGCACCUAUGGAACCGAACUACAGUUACACAAUCUAAACAAUAAAAGUUGGAAAAGUCCUUCAGACGAUCAGUUGCAUAAGACAGGAGAGAUUUGUGAUGAUGGAUACGUCUCAGAGACUGUAACACCUCCUCCUAGUCCUGAAGAGAAACGACGGAACAUAUUUGGCGUUGAUAUUCUACCGCAAAUACCUGAAGAAAGCGAGGAAGAAAGUGAGGAACAAUACACUAAAGACACGAACAAUAAGAGACGUUUUAGUGUAGCCAUUAAAAGACUGAGCACUUUAGGAGAUAAUAUUGACGGGUGUAUAACAAAUCAAGUGAGGAGAGAUUCACAGCCAGAAGAUAGUAAUAAAUCAUUUGUAGAAUUCUUAGAAGUAAAAUACGAAACUGUGACACCAAUAACAGAUAUACGGACGGAGAGGAUUCUGAAUUCAUUUAGUUUUCGAUGCCAAUCAGCGUAUUUAAAUGCGAGAAGAAAGAUUUUGCUACCGUCAUAUAGAAUGUACAGAAUCAGACGGAGGUUCACAUAUCUUUCGUAUAGUGUAAUCGAUACAUUUAUUAAACCAUUAACAAGAUCUCUGACGUGUGGGAAGUUUUAUCCAGCGUUACUUUUAAGUUUCUCUAGAUUAAGUUUAUUAUCAAUAUCAUUAGUGUUGUUGCCAAUGUUGGCGUCAGAGGUGGAGCCGAAGAUUUCGGUUCUGGAAAUGAACUUUUUGAUGUCUCUUCAUGGGUUUACAUGGUUAUGUUUCUUGGUCUGCACUCCGUGGUUAGCGCAGACACCUAAGAGGAAUUAUAAAUAUAUAGUAGUGCUGGGUCUGCUCAUAUCUACAGCAUCAGCGUUUCUUCUGGCAGCAGACAACAACCACGAUUCAUAUUCUAUUGGCUGCAUUGUCGCCGGUUUUGGUUUUGGCGCUGUAACAUCAUGUUGGGAAGGGGCAAUCCAGGAUUAUGUCGGCGCCCGAAAAUGGCCUAAACUCCACAGUGCCCUAGAAACCAUCUCCGCAAUUAUGUUAGCUGUAUUUAUUUUAGCACUCACGUUUUUAAUAGAUGUGGAGAAAGGAUUUAAACUUGUCAUGUUCAUAUUGGGUAUUAUUUUAGCUGUGAUAACGAUGGUUUGGUUCGCCAUAGCGUGUGUAUCGAUUUACUUCAACAAAGUGAGAAAAAUCAGUUUACAUUCAAACUCAUAA
Molecule: messenger RNA, 1857 nt
Organism: Pieris macdunnoughi
Lineage: Eukaryota; Metazoa; Arthropoda; Insecta; Lepidoptera; Pieridae
Source: the annotation of a GenBank genome assembly